CAUACGAGUGACCGUUGACAAAUAGCCGUGUUAUCAUUUUACGUUUAUGAUUUGUUGUAAAAAUAAUGGACUCGACUAUAAAAUGCUCGCACGUGGUGUCGUUCCUUCAGGCCAGAGAUCCAAGUUUGCUAGCGUGGAACGUUCACGAUUUGGAUAGAGUGAGAGCGGAUUUAAAGAACCGUUUGUUCGAAGACACUGUCGUCUCAGAGCCCGAGAGCGAGCUCGAAAAGGAUGACUGUUUGAAAGUAUUUCUACGGAUCAAAUCACACGUAAAAUUUGAUAAAUUGUAUACAGUUGAUGGAGACACAUUGAUAUCAAAAAUACCAGAAGACAGUCAUGUGAUGAGAAAUGCUAAAGUUGGCGAAACCAUCACCAAAAAAUUCACUUUUUCAAAAAUUUUAGGACCAGAAUGUACGCAAUCGGAAAUGUUUAACAAAAUUGUCAAACCGAAGCUUUUACAAUUCAUUAAUGGCAAGAACAGUACAGUCAUGUCUUAUGGAGCUUCUGGAUCUGGUAAAACUUAUACAAUUGUUGGUACAGAGAACCAACCAGGUUUGAUACCAAGAUCCUUGGAGUAUGUGUUCAGGUCACUUCCCCAAAUAUCUGACAUAAAAGUUAAACCAAAUGCAAAUGGGAGUCUCACAGUAUUAGACAGGACUACACUAAAAGAUGAAAGGAGAAAAUUACAUCAUUUAUUGUCCUCCUCACAUGUUAUGUCAGAUAAAGAUGUGCACACAAAAAUUUACAAAAGGAUGCAGGAACGGCUCAGCAGCGAGAUGGUCGCUACAGUCAAUUCCUCGGAUGUGUCAGUCAGCGUUUGGGUAUCGUUCGCCGAGAUCUACAAUGAAAAAGUGUAUGACUUAUUGGUGCCGCCGCCACCCCGCGGCAAGACGCGCCCCCAGCUUCGUUUGGCCUCUUCGCACGGUCACACGUACAUUAAGGAUCUGGCCGUCAUCAGCGUCACUUCAGGCCUCGAAGCCUAUCAGAUAUUGCAGUACGGCCUGAACAACUUGAACUACGCCGCCACUUCAGUCAAUUCGAAUUCAAGUCGGUCGCACGCGAUUUUUACGAUCAAAAUAGCCCAAGUUGUCGGCGACAUGAUGCAAGUUUCGUAUUUUAAUUUUUGCGAUCUGGCCGGUGCGGAACGGCUGAAGAAAACGAGAAACGUGGGUGAAAGACUCAAGGAGUCGAACAACAUCAACACGUCAUUGAUGGUGUUGUCAAAGUGCAUAAACAUGAUCAGACAGUCGCAGAAACAGGCCAACGACAAGUUGGUGGUACCGUUUCGCGAAUCCAAGCUCACGCAGCUGUUCCAGAAAGCUCUGGGCGGACACGAGAACAUUUGCAUGAUAGUGAAUAUCAACCCGUCUUUGGAGAUGUUUGACGAAACGCAUCACGUUCUUAAUUUCUCGGCGGUGGUGAAGGAAAUCAUCGUUGACGAGAAACCGACGAACCCGAUAGUGAUGAAGAAACUCAAUCGCUUCUCCGCCUUUAUCCAAGGCAGAUCCACCUCUAUACAACCCAUGCCCGAAAUCGAGGAACACGACGAGGGCGAAGAACCACUGGAGAUCGAAACAGUGGAAGGUUUAAGACGGGUCAUGAACGAUAUGUAUGAACAAUUUAUGGCCGAAAAGGCCCAAUGGGAGGCGUCCUAUUUAGAGGAGAAGCAACAAAUUAAAGAGAGGUACAACAAAGUUAUUAACGAGAUCGAGACCAACUACAACAAAAGACUGCGGGAGGCUGACGCGGAAUGUAAACGAAAAGUGCUCGAGGAGAGGGAGUUUUGGCAGAACAUUGCGGAGCAGGACGGGGAACCUAGGGCCAAAAGAUUGAAGCAAGACGAUUGUAUCGUGCUGAGUGACGAGGAAGAUGACGGCGCCGAUGAUGGCAAAGAUUUUGCGAGGUACCAGCUGGAGCUGAUGGAACUGCGCAAGCAAGUCGAAGACCAGAAGAAGGAAAUUGAAGAAUUGAAGCUGACGUUGUACGAUGCGGAGAAGGAAUACACGAAGCUGUUGGCUACCUCAACCAGCCAAAAAAAACUUAUUAUUGAACAACAAGAAGCGCUACAUCAACACGAAGCGGCGCUAUUUAACAAACUUAGGGACACUCCAGAAGAGCACGAUUCUAGCGAGGAAAACGUCUCGGAGGAAGUGGACACUGAAGAGAAAGUUGAGCACCUUGUGGAAAAACAAUGUAGUACAUCGCCGGACAAGAAAUCAUUGGAAUUGGAAUCUGUAAUAGACGAUAAUAAGGAGAAUCUAUCGGAGUGUUUGAACGUGUCCCCGAGGACGUUAUUGAAAAACAAAGUGCAGGCACAAGAAAAGUCUUUGUUUGAGAGCAGCAAUAUUGAUUUAAAGGAUGCGGCCGAAACAAGUCCUGUCUAAUUAGAAUUUUAUUUUGUACAUUGUUUUAUAUUUAUAUUUGUAUUAUUUAUGAUUUUAUAUUAUUAUUAAUUAAUGCAUAAA
Aethina tumida (small hive beetle) is the source of this 2465-nucleotide messenger RNA. Its product is annotated as kinesin-like protein subito. NCBI's taxonomy places the organism in Eukaryota, Metazoa, Arthropoda, Insecta, Coleoptera, Nitidulidae. The coding region runs from base 66 to 2384 and encodes 772 amino acids. The record is from RefSeq and is a predicted model, not a curated record. Gene Ontology annotation, cellular component: microtubule; kinesin complex; nucleus. Gene Ontology annotation, biological process: microtubule-based movement. Gene Ontology annotation, molecular function: microtubule binding; ATP hydrolysis activity; microtubule motor activity. The transcript is spliced from 4 exons.